This is a messenger RNA of Dracunculus medinensis (Guinea worm), 2400 nucleotides long. Lineage: Eukaryota; Metazoa; Nematoda; Chromadorea; Rhabditida; Dracunculidae. The record is from the annotation of a GenBank genome assembly.
AUGGCUAGCUUCAAAAGAUGUUCAAGCAAUUACAUAUACAUACUAAUAAAUUUUAUUUCUUCUAUAGAUGGACGUCAUGAAGCAAUUCACUUCGACAAAAUUUCGCAUCGGAUUGAAAAGCUGUGCUAUGGACUCAAUCCUGAUCAUGUCGACUAUAUCGAGGUUUCGAAGAAGGUGAUUAUGGGACUUUAUAAAGGCGUAUCAACCGCCGAAUUGGAUAAUCUUGCGGCAGAAACAGCUGCUGAUAUGACAACAAUUCAUCCGGAUUAUGCAAUUCUUGCUGCGCGGAUAGCCAUUUCAAAUUUACAUAAAAAUACAGAAAAGAUCUUUUCACAAGUCGCUUCCAAUCUUUAUCAUGCAAAAAAUGUUCGAACUGGUCGAAAUUCUCCAAUGAUAAGUGAAGAAAUUUAUAACAUCAUUAUGCAGAAUGCUAAUAUAUUGGAUUCGGCGAUAGUACAUGAUCGCGACUUUUCUUUCACAUAUUUUGGGUUUAAAACGCUUGAGAGAUCUUACCUUUUGAGAAAUGAAUCCGGCAUUAUAGAACGUCCACAGCACAUGUUUAUGCGAGUAGCGGUCGGUAUUCAUAAAGACGAUAUCGAUUCAGUCAUUGAGACUUAUGAUCUUAUGUCGCAAAGGUGGUUUAUUCAUGCCACUCCAACUCUUUUUAAUAGUGGCACAUGCAAACCACAAAUGAGUUCUUGUUUUUUGCUUACGAUGUCAGAUGAUAGCAUAGAAGGAAUCUAUGAGACACUGAAAAAAUGUGCUCUUAUAUCGAAAAGCGCUGGAGGAAUCGGCUUAAAUGUACAUUGUAUCCGUGCAACUGGAGCGAGCAUUGCAGGUACAAAUGGAGUAUCAAAUGGAUUGGUUCCAAUGUUAAGAGUUUUUGAUGCUACUGCCAGAUAUGUGGACCAAGGUGGAAACAAACGACCUGGAGCUUUUGCAAUAUAUUUGGAACCAUGGCAUGCCGAUAUUUUUGAAUAUCUAGAUUUAAGAAAAAAUUUCGGCGAUGAAUUGGAGCGUUGUCGAGAUCUCUUUUUUGGUUUAUGGGUUCCCGAUCUUUUCAUGAACCGAGUAAACAGUGAUAGUGAUUGGUCACUGAUGUGUCCUUCUGAAUCUCCCGGACUUGAAGAUUGUUGGGGAGAGGAAUUUGAAAAACUUUAUACUCAGUAUGAAGAAGAAGGGCGAUAUAGGAAAAAAAUUAAGGCAAGGAAAUUGUGGGAAGCUAUUGUCUCAUCGCAAAUAGAAACUGGAGUUCCAUAUAUGGUUUACAAGGAUAGUUGUAAUCGUAAAAGCAAUCAGCAGAAUUUGGGAACCAUAAAGUGCUCAAAUUUAUGCACAGAAGUAGUUGAAUAUUCUUCCAAAGAUGAAAUAGCUGUUUGUAACUUGGCAUCCAUAGCAUUGAAUCGCUUUGUCACGAAUGAAAAGACUUUCGAUUUCGAGAAACUUCACCAGGUCACGAAGGUUAUAACGAAAAAUCUAAAUAAAGUUAUUGAUGGUAAUUUUUAUCCAGUACCGGAAGCUAAAAGAUCUAAUAAACGCCAUAGACCAAUUGGUAUUGGAGUGCAAGGACUUGCUGAUGCAUUUAUACUUAUGAGAUAUCCUUUCAUCAGUGAGGAAGCCCGAAAAUUGAACAAACAAAUUUUUGAAACAAUAUAUCAUGCUGCACUUGAAGCUUCAUGUGAGCUUGCUGAAAGAUGUGGAACAUAUGAAACAUAUGAAGGCUCUCCAGUUAGCAAAGGAAUUUUGCAACACGAUAUGUGGGGUGUAACAACCACUGAUUUAUGGGAUUGGUCGGAACUUCGUAUGAAAAUUGCUAAGCAUGGUCUUCGUAACAGCUUAUUAUUAGCGCCAAUGCCAACUGCUUCUACAGCUCAAAUACUUGGAAAUAACGAAAGUGUUGAGCCUUACACGAGUAACGUUUACACUCGAAAUGUUCUUUCGGGCAGUUUCCAAGUUUUUAAUCCACAUUUAUUGAAAGACUUGGUAGAGCUCGGACUUUGGGAUGAUGAAAUGCGGCUAGAGAUAGUCGCAAAAAAAGGUUCGAUACAGAAUAUUCAUCGUAUUCCCCAAGAAAUCCGUGAACUGUACAAAACGGUUUGGGAAAUGAGUCAGCGAGAUAUAAUCGAUAUGGCAAGUGAACGUGGAGCCUUUAUUGAUCAAUCCCAAUCACUUAACAUAUUCAUCGCGAAACCUAAUUACAGAAAUAUAACGAGUAUGCAUUUCUAUGGAUGGCAUCGGGGUUUGAAGACUGGUAUGUACUAUUUGAGAACCCGUCCAGCUGUCGAUGCUGUACAAUUCACAGUGGAUAAAACUCUGCUUAAAGAAAAAAAUAUUAGCAAGGAACAAUUUGAAAGCUGUCCUCUUAAUAAUACCGACGAUUGUUUAAUGUGUGGUAGUUGA